Pristis pectinata (smalltooth sawfish) is the source of this 1322-nucleotide messenger RNA. RefSeq names its product glucose-fructose oxidoreductase domain containing 1 (gene gfod1). NCBI's taxonomy places the organism in Eukaryota, Metazoa, Chordata, Chondrichthyes, Rhinopristiformes, Pristidae. Gene Ontology annotation, molecular function: nucleotide binding. Bases 143 to 1315 code for a protein of 390 amino acids. The transcript has 2 exons. The record is from RefSeq and is a predicted model, not a curated record.
GCCAGGAAGCGCGGAGCCGGAGCCCCCCGGACCCUUGCAACAGGAGAUGAGAGCGGCGCGUCUGCCCAUCGUGCCGGGACGGUGCUGCUAGCCCCGAGGGGGGCGAGCAGCUCUUCCGCAGGGGUGGGGAAGGGAGAUCACCAUGCUGCCCGGCGUGGGGGUGUUCGGCACCAGCCUCACCACCCGGGUGAUCGUCCCUCUGCUGCAGAGUCAGGGCUUCCCGGUCAAAGCCCUGUGGGGGAGGACGCCAGAGAAAGCCGAGGAGCUGGCCAAGGAGAUGGAUGUGCCCUUCUACACCAACAGGAUCGACGACGUCUUGCUGCACCACGACGUCGACUUAGUUUGCAUCAACCUGCCGCCUCCACUCACCCGCCAGAUCGCCGUGAAGACCUUGGGAAUUGGAAAGAAUGUCAUCUGCGACAGAGCUGCAACUCCUCUGGAUGCAUUUCAGAUGAUGUCAGCUGCACAUUAUUAUCCCAAGCUUAUGAGUAUCAUGGGCAAUGUUCUUCGUUUCCUUCCUGCUUUUGUUAAAAUGAAGCAAAUGAUUCAAGAGGGUUAUGUGGGGGACUUGAUGAUCUGUGAAGUCCAGGUUCACAGUGGAAGUCUCCUGGGUAAGAAGUACAACUGGAGCUGUGAUGACUUGAUGGGUGGUGGAGGACUACAUUCAGUGGGAAGCUACAUUAUUGAUCUUUUGACUUUUCUGACCAGCCAAAAGGCUGUCAAAGUCCACGGCUUCCUGAAAACCUUUGUGAAGCAGACAGAGCACAUAAGAGGGAUCCGCCAGAUCACUAGUGAUGACUUCUGCACCUUUCAGAUGGUCCUAGAAGCUGGUGUGUGCUGUACUGUAACUUUGAAUUUCAACGUCCCUGGAGAUUUCAAGCAGGACAUCAUUGUGGUGGGGUCCACUGGCAGAUUGAUAGUAAGUGGCAGUGAUUUGUAUGGACAGAGAAAUAGUGCAACUCAGAAGGAAUUGAUUCUGGAAGACUCAACUCCUUUAAGCAACGAAUUGCUCCCAGAAAAAGCUUUCAGGGAUUGCCCGAUCCCGUUCCUCAGGGGUACCAUCAUGAUGGUUCAAGCCAUUCGACAGGCAUUCCAAGACCAAGAAGAUCGACGGACCUGGGAUGGGAGACCACUAACUAUGGCAGCAACAUUUGAGGAUUGCUUGUAUGCACUGUCUGUAGUGGACACCAUUAAAAAGUCAAAUGAAACUGGUGAAUGGCAGAACAUUGUGAUCAUGACAGAAGAACCAGAGAUUAGCCCUGCAUAUUUGAUCAGCGAGGCAAUGCGUCGCAGUAGAAUGUCCCUAUUAUACUAACUUUUAA